Messenger RNA from Trichomycterus rosablanca, 931 nucleotides. It is a transcript of the gene eif3k, whose product is annotated as eukaryotic translation initiation factor 3, subunit K. NCBI's taxonomy places the organism in Eukaryota, Metazoa, Chordata, Actinopteri, Siluriformes, Trichomycteridae. The transcript is spliced from 8 exons. Bases 121 to 780 code for a protein of 219 amino acids. Gene Ontology annotation, molecular function: translation initiation factor activity; ribosome binding. Gene Ontology annotation, biological process: regulation of translational initiation. The record is from RefSeq and is a predicted model, not a curated record. Gene Ontology annotation, cellular component: eukaryotic translation initiation factor 3 complex; cytoplasm.
CCCCUGUAGCGGCGGCUCAGUUCCUGUGUGUGUAGCACGUGUGGAUUUCCUAAAUCUGAUUAAAUUCUUAUUUCUACAUUAUCAGAUUUAUUAUUAAUUAUCGGAUUCGUUUGAUUAAUUAUGGCUACGUCGUUUGAGCAGAUGAGAGCUAACGUGGCUAAACUGUUACGAGGCAUCGACAGGUAUAAUCCUGAGAAUCUGGCCACGCUGGAGCGCUACGUGGAGACUCAGUCCAAAGAGAACGCGUACGAUCUGGAGGCGAACCUCGCUGUUCUCAAACUGUACCAGUUUAAUCCAGCCUAUUUCCAGACCAGCAUAACCUCACAUAUUUUGCUGAAGGCUCUGACCAACCUUCCUCACACGGACUUCACCCUGUGCAAGUGUAUGCUCGACCAGCCUCACCAGGAGGAGCGACCAAUCAGACAGAUCCUCUACCUGGGAAACCUGCUGGAGACCUGCCACUUCCAGAGCUUCUGGGCGAGUCUGGAGGAGAACAGGGAGCUGAUCGAUGGGAUUACAGGAUUUGAGGAUUCAGUUCGUAAAUUUAUCUGCCAUGUUGUAGGAAUCACGUACCAGACCAUUGAGCACCGGUUGUUAGCAGAGAUGCUGGGAGACCCACUCGACACUCAGGUGAAGGUGUGGAUGAAUAAAUACGGCUGGCUGGAGAACGAGGAGGGUCAGAUCUUCAUCUAUAAUCAGGAGGAGAGCGUCAAGCCCAAAAACAUCGUCGAGAAGAUCGACUUCGACAGUGUAUCUAGCAUCAUGGAAACAUCACAGUGAACCACGCGCGCACACACACACACACACACACACACACAGACACAGGAUAUACCAUCAGUAUAGGAGGACUGUGCUGAGUGAGACUUUGUGAGGCUCUCCGUUAUUUCUCCUGUACAUUACAGCUCACCAAUAAACCAAACAUUAUCAGUAA